AUGCGCCCAUUUACGCUCGUUCCCCUUUUGACAUUUGGUUCCCGGAGUGUUCAGAUUGGCAAUUACGUUAAACGCCGUAAAGUUCGUCGAAUCGCGUCCAUCGAGAACUUGAACGACUCAGCUGAUCGUUUUGUUGAUGUCUUACGUUGUGAUACAGGAGCGACAUUUGUAGCCGGUCAUCCAUCAUCACUCAAGCUCAAGAUUCUUAUCGAAUGUAGGAACAGUGGUGAAUUCUUGAAAACCAGGUCGAUUGAACUAGUAUUUGACAAAUACACCGGAGCGGUACUAUACUCUUCCAGAAAGUACCCUUGGCCCCAUGGCCACGAGUUAUCUUUUUCCGGGUGGCGUAGUGCUUAA
This is a messenger RNA of Laccaria bicolor S238N-H82, 357 nucleotides long. RefSeq lists its product as uncharacterized. NCBI's taxonomy places the organism in Eukaryota, Fungi, Basidiomycota, Agaricomycetes, Agaricales, Hydnangiaceae. Bases 1 to 357 code for a protein of 118 amino acids. The transcript has 5 exons. The record is from RefSeq and is a predicted model, not a curated record.